AUGAACGUCUCGCCAGUCCGAAGCAGCCUCAGGGCUCUUUCUCGAGGCCCCGCCUGCCAGAGGCUUGCCCUCGUCGCAUUUCCGGGCACUUCGGUCGCCGCCCGCCGCCGGCAGAGCUUCUCGGUCCUGAACCGCCCGCCGCCAAACUAUCCCGGCCAUGUCCCGCUCACCGGCCUCGAGCGAGCCGGGCUUGCCAUCGGCUCCGGACUGUGGUCCAUCAUCGACCCAAGGCGAGGAGACCUGAUCGCCGCCUUUGCCGAGGCGACAGCCACGCCCUACUUCGUCCCGCGCCUGCGCGACGCCAUGCUCUCGCACCCGACCGGCCGCCGCAUCCUCCGCGACCGCCCGCGCAUCACGUCCGCCUCGCUCGACCUCCCCCGCCUGCGCGCCCUGCCCGCGGGCACCGUGGGGCGCACCUACGUCGGGUGGCUGGACCGCGAGGGCGUGACGCCCGACACGCGCGCGGCCGUGCGCCACGUCGACGACGAGGAGUGCGCCUACGUGCUGCAGCGCUACCGCGAGUGCCACGACUUCUACCACGCCCUGACGGGCCUGCCCGCCGUGCGCGAGGGCGAGGUCGCCCUCAAGGCCUUUGAGUUCUGCAACACCCUGCUGCCCAUGACGGGGCUUGCCACCCUGGCCGCCUUCACGCUCAAGCCCGGCGAGAGGGGGCGUUUCGUGAGCACGUACCUGCCCUGGGCCGUUCGCAACGGCCUGCGGUCCGCCGACGUCAUCAACGUCUACUGGGAGGAGGUGCUCGAGUGGGACGUCGUCGACCUGCGCCGCGAGCUGGGCGUCGAGGCGCCCCCGGACAUGCGGGACGCGCGCAGGCGCGAGAGGGAGGAGAGGCGCAGGCGGAAGCAGAUGGCCGAGGCGGCUGCGCGCCCGCACGAGGCUCCCAUAUCAUCAACGGCUCCACCUUCGGAGUCGGGUCCGGUCAUAUGA
Gaeumannomyces tritici R3-111a-1 is the source of this 945-nucleotide messenger RNA. RefSeq lists its product as hypothetical. The coding region runs from base 1 to 945 and encodes 314 amino acids. The transcript is spliced from 2 exons. Gene Ontology annotation, biological process: ubiquinone biosynthetic process. The record is from RefSeq and is a predicted model, not a curated record. NCBI's taxonomy places the organism in Eukaryota, Fungi, Ascomycota, Sordariomycetes, Magnaporthales, Magnaporthaceae. Gene Ontology annotation, cellular component: mitochondrial inner membrane; mitochondrion.